GCAGGAACCCAAACACGAGCUCCAUAACUCCUCAUAACUUCAAAUAACUUAGUAAAACAGGGAGAUAAGCUCGUAUCUCCAGCUCUGUCCAGGAGUAAUGAUGUUGGAGGAGGAGGAGGCGGAGCCCCCCUUCACUGAAGACCCCCGUGUGAAGCUCCUGGGGGAGAAGGUCUGUCUGAUGUUGGGGAUUAAAUCAGAUUCCUGGAUCAGAUUCGCUUCAGAAGAGCAGAACCAGGUUAUUCUCCAGGACUUGUUCCAGAACCGAGUCAGACUGCUGCUGCUGACCCCCUCCCCCACCCUCACCGCCUCCACUGAGGUUUCCUCUCACUGCAGGUGCACGAGGUUAUACAUUCUGAAGAAGGGAAACGCCCCCAUCCUGUCAGAGAAAUUCCAGGAUGGUCUCCUGUUCGGGCUGCUGUCCCCCUCCCUCCUCACACAGCUGUCUAACAGUGUGGACAAGGUCUGUCUGCCGCUGUUGUCCAACAAGAAGAAUCAUGUGACGUGGCCGAGUGUGAUCUCCCAGGACGUAACGAGACACGUUGACAGUUUAUCAAGCAAGGUGACGGUGAUGAUGGGCCAAAUACGCAGCAGGACCGUCCUCCCUGUUACGGCCGUGACCGAGAGGAUAGACUGCUGUCCAGCAGUGACUGCCAGACAUCAGGACUGUCAUGAUGGGAGGACCGUGAUGCACGCCAUUGAAUCCAUGGUCAUCAACUGGACCCAUUUGAUCCAAAAAGUCUUAAAGGAAGAUUCUUCAGAGCUCAUCUUACAGGGAGGAAACCCAGGACCAAAUGCUGAGCUGCACUUCUGGAGGACGAGGACGGAGAACAUACAGAACAUUUAUGAUCAGCUUCAAAGUUCUGCGAUUCAGAAGAUGAUGAGGAUCCUGGAGAUAGCAGACAGCAGCUACUACCCAUCUUUUAAAGCUCUAACCGAGGAGGUCUCUCACGCUCUGCUGAAAGCGAGGGAUGUGAAUCUUCACCUUCAACAGCUUCAACCACUCCUACUCAAUGUGGAAAAGGCAGAUUUCUCCUCCCUUUUUCCGUCCAUCCCUGCACUCUUCCACCUCAUCUUCCUGGUUUGGACUCACUGUAGGUGGUACCGUUCCCCAGCUCGUAUUGUGGUGCUCCUGCAGGAGCUGGGAAAUAUGCUAAUUAAGCAGGCCAGCUCGUACCUGUGUGCUGAGGAGCUCCUGCAGGGGGAUGCUGAGGAAACACUGGAGAAGCUCCAGAUCCUGGUGAAAAUCUUCAAAGCCUUUAAGAAGAAUUUUAACACCUACAGAGAGCGGGUGCGUGCGUGGAGCGCCGCUGGGGGAAGAUCGGCCUGCUGGGAUUUUCCUUCGGCUCUGGUCCUGGUCCGCUUCGACAGGUUUCUGGCGCGGAUUCUGCUGCUGGAGGACAUGUUCUCCACCAUACUGGAGCUCCAGAAACUGGAGAAACUGGUUUUCGGAGGUCUGAAGGGGAAGAUGUACACUGAGCAGGUAUCUCUGCUGCUCUCAGAAUUCCAGCAGCUCUGCAGAAGCAUCGCUGAGAGACAGUAUGAUCCACUGGAUUUAGACUCUCAGGAUUUUGAGGAGGACUACGCAUGUUUUAAACAGGAGGUUACAGAUUACGACCGCCGGCUUGGCAACAUUGUUUGCUUGGCCUAUAAAGACUGUUCAGGACUGGAGUCAGUGUUUAAGCUCCUAGCCGUGGUCCGACCGUUCAUGGACAGAGGAAUCAUUAAGGAAACGUUCAGCCCCAAUUUCCAUAAACUGAUCCAGAUGUUUGCAGAUGAGCUGGAAAGAUGUAAACUUCUGUUUGACUCUCAGAUCAACCAGAGGAAGAAGGGUAAAGCCGUGCUGUGUAAAAAUAUGUCUCCUGUAUCCGGUGCAUUAAAAUGGGCCAGAAUGCUGAGAGAGAGAAUCCAGACCCUGUGGGAGAACUUCCGAUCUGCUCUGGACAUGAGCGCUGAAGGAGCAGAUGUGGAGCUGGUGCAGCAGCAGUAUGAGGAGAUGUGCUCAGUGCUGCACGGGUUCGAGGAAGAGGUGUACUCAGGCUGGUGCCGUACUGUUGAUCAGGUCUGCCAGCUGAACCUUGACCAGCCGCUCAUCAGGAGAGAUUUAACUACCAGUCUCCUCUCAGUCAACUUCAAUCAGGAGUUGUUAGCUGUCCUGAGAGAUGUGAAACAUCUUCAAAUGUUGGAGCACACCAGUAUCCCCACUGCUGCACUGGACGUGUACGAGCAGAAGGGCAUGUUCCUCACGUGUGUGAGCAGUAUGCAGCUGCUGGUCCAGUGGUACAACAGGGUCCGGCAGUCAGCGCUGGACGUGGAGAUGUCUCUGAUUAAGGUGGAGCUGGAGGCUGUAGACCAGCAGCUCCAUCAGGCAGAGACUGAGCUGACCUGGCAGCACCAUAGCUGCUGGAUCUACAUCUGCCAGGCCAAGGAAAUAGUCUACAGGCUGGAGCACAGACUUCAGACCGCCAAAGACAACCUGCAGACCAUCCAGGAGCUGCUGAGAGGAUGGGGCAGGCAACCGAUGUUCUGCAGGAAGGACAGUAAGAAGGACACGCUGCUGAUGGUGGACGACAGAGCGGCCAGAGUCACCAAGACCUACAGCAGCAUCAGGAGAGACGGAGAGACCAUCCACCACCUCCUUCAGGAGAAUCAGCUGCUGUUUGGCGCGGUGGACGGUGUGGACGGCUGGCGGGAGUAUGUGGAGUAUGUGGAUGAGAUGGUGGUGGAGGGGUUGUUUGGGGCUGUCUCGCACUCUCUGCAGUUCUUUGUGGAUAAUAUGGAGGAGUCGGUGAGGAGCGCUCCUCUGUUGGAGGUUCAGAUGGAGCUCGGCGGGGCUGAGAUGGUCUUCAGGCCCUCGCUGGACGCCCAUGCUGGAGACAGCUUUUACGAGCUGGUGGAGGGGCUGCUGGCAGACGUCUUCAAGAUGUCUGCUCAGAUCCGGCGGGUGGCGUCUCACCUGGACAUGCAGGACUACCAGGAUGAUAUGGAUGACAUGCUGGACCUCCUAGACAUGCGACAGGAAGUGAUGGAGCGAGUGAAUGAUGUCAUCAGCAAAGUCUCUAAGUAUCAGGGCACGUUUGAGCGCUACACCCCCCUGUGGCUGGAUGAUCGGGCAGAAUUUCUCCGGCAGUUUCUCCUUUACGGUCACCCUCUAACUGCUGAGUAUGUGGAGUUAUAUGGAGAGGACGCUUUACCAGAGACUCCGCCCACCACUGACCAGUUCAGAGAGCAGAUCGACCACUAUGAAGCCCUGUAUGAGGAAGUUAGUAAGCUGGAGGACUGGCGAGUGUUCGAGGGCUGGUUCAGGCUGGAUAUUCGCCCCUUUAAGAUGAGCCUGUUAAACACAAUCAAGAAAUGGAGCUGGAUGUUCAAAGAGCAUCUCAUAUCCUACGUCACAGACAGCAUGGCAGAGCUGCAGGAGUUCAUCCUGAGGGCAGACGGAGAGCUGCGGGUGCCGGUGAGGGGCGGGGAUUACCGGGCCGUGGUGCAGGUUAUGGGCUGUCUGCUGGCGGUGAGAGACAGACAGGUCAGCACUGAGCAGCUGUUUGAUCCUCUGAAGGCCGUGGUCAGUCUGCUGGAGCAGUACGGAGAAACACUGCCUGAUGCCAUCUAUACUCAACUGGAGGAGUUGCCGGAGAGAUGGAGCAGUAUUAAGAAACUGGCCUGGACGGUAAAGCACGAGGUUGCGCCGCUCCAGAAUGCUGAGGUGGCCAUCAUACGCCGGAAGUAUGGAGAGUUUGAGGUGAAGCUGAGUCAGUUUGAAGAGAAGUUUAGAACUGAAGCUCCUCUGCAGUAUAACUCUGAGAACCCAUACCCUCGGCUGGAUCAGUGUUACGGCGGGGUGGAGGUUCUGGAGGCAGAGCGGGCGGAGCUGCAGGAGUGCUGUAAGCUGUUUGAAGUGAGCUGUCCGGACGUCCGGCAGCUGCGACUGUGGAGGAGAGAGAUUUCCACCUUAAAGCAGCUGUGGGAUCUGCUGCUGUUCGCUCAGAGCAGUAUAGCGGCCUGGUCCGGGACACUAUGGAGAGGCAUUAACGUGGAUCAGAUGAACGCAGAACUAAGAAGGCUUACAAAAGAAAUGCAGACUUUUGAUAAAGACGCUCGUGGAUGGGACAUAUUUAUCAGACUGGAUCACGAACUGAAGGACCUGAUAACAUCUCUACGGGCCGUGACUGAACUGCAGAACCCGGCAAUGAGAGACAGACACUGGAUGCAGCUGGUUGGAGCUACUGGGGUGGUCUUCACCCUGACUGAGAGGACCACCCUGGCAGACCUCCUGGCUCUGCAGCUACACCUGUAUGAAGAGGAGGUUCUCAGCACGGUGGCCAGAGCAGUCAAGGAGAUGACUAUUGAAAAGUUGUUGGGUGAGAUCAGCCAGAUGUGGAAGAUGAUGGAGUUUACCUAUGAGGAGCAUUUCCACACCACCACACCUCUGCUGAAGUGCGAUGAUGAACUCCUCGAGAAGCUAGAAGAGCAUCAGAUGCAGCUGCAGGCCAUGCUGCAGAUGAAGCAGGUGGAGUUUUUCCACGCACAGGUUCUGGUUCUGCAGACCCGGCUCAGUCGGGCAGAGUGUGUGCUGAUGCUGUGGCUGGAGGUGCAGAGACGCUGGGCUCACCUGGAGAGCGUCUUUAUUGGAUCGGAUGACAUUCAGCACCAGCUUCCUGUGGACGCGCUUCACUUCCUCUCCAUCAACACGGACUUUAAGGACCUGAUGUAUAAAAGCGCUGAAACCAAGAACGUAAUCGAAGCCACCAACAAGCCGGGUCUUCUGGAGACCCUGAAGGAUUUGCAAAUGAGACUUGCUGUGUGUGAGAAAGCACUGGCCAAAUACCUGGAAACCAAGAGAAUGACGUUCCCUCGCUUCUACUUCAUUUCCUCAACUGACCUGCUGGAUAUUCUCUCCAACAGAACUCAGCCCAAACAGGUCACCCCUCACCUGGCCAAGCUGUUCGACAGCGUGGCAGACCUGCACUUCUCUCAGGAGGGCACAGAAGCCGUGGGCAUCUUCAGUGGAGAGAGAGAGUACCUGCCCCUCGACACCCUCUGUGACUGCACCGGCCCGGUGGAGGUGUGGUUGGGGCGUGUGGAGGAGGUGAUGAGGGCGGGGGUGAGGAGGCAGAUAGCUGAGGCGGUGGGGGCGUAUGAGGAGCGUCCGCGGGAGCUCUGGGCUUUAGAGCGUCCGGCCCAGGCCGUCCUGACGGCCUCUCAGAUCUGGUGGGCCGCUGAUGUGGAGCUGGCCUUCCAGCGCGUGACCGAGGGGUUCGACACGGCACUGCGGGACUACAGCAAGAAACAGACCGCCCAGCUGACUUCCCUCAUCUCCAUGCUGACGGGUGAACUGAGUCCGGGGGACCGGCAGAAGAUUAUGACCGUCUGCACGCUGGACGUGCACGCCCGGGACGUGGUGUCCAGGCUGGUGGAUCAGAAGGUGAGCAGUGCUCAGGCGUUUACCUGGCUCUCUCAGCUCCGGCACUGCUGGGAUGAAGAUCAAAAGCACUGCUACGCCAAAAUCUGUGACACCCAGUUCCUCUACUCAUACGAAUACCUGGGCAACAAACCCCGGCUGGUCAUCACACCCCUCACAGACAGGUGCUAUGUGACCCUGACUCAGUCUCUACACCUGAACAUGGGCGGAGCUCCUGCAGGACCGGCCGGAACAGGAAAGACUGAGACCACUAAAGACCUGGGCCGGGCACUGGGGGUCAUGGUGUACGUCUUUAACUGCUCUGAGCAGAUGGACUACAAGUCCAUAGGGAAUAUCUUUAAAGGCCUGUGUCAGACGGGAGCGUGGGGCUGCUUCGACGAGUUUAACCGUAUCGCGGUGGAGGUGCUGUCGGUGGUGGCGGUGCAGGUGAAGACCGUACAGGAUGCUCUUCGCCACAGGAAGACCAGGUUUGUGUUUUUGGAAGAGGAGAUCAGCCUGAAGCCCAGCGUCGGAGUCUUCAUCACCAUGAACCCCGGAUACUCAGGACGAACAGAGUUACCUGAGAACCUAAAAGCUCUCUUCAGGCCGUGUGCUAUGGUAGUGCCGGAUAUGGAGCUGAUCUGUGAGAUCAUGCUGAUGGCUGAAGGCUUCCUGAAUGCUAAGCUCCUGGGCAGAAAGUUCAUCACCCUGUACAACCUCUGCAAAGAACUGCUCUCCAAACAGGACCAUUAUGACUGGGGUUUGCGUGCAGUGAAGUCUGUGCUGGUGGUUGCUGGUGAGCUCAGAAGAGGAGAUAAGGCCAGUCCUGAAGAUCAGGUCUUAAUGCGGGCCCUGCGAGAUUUCAACAUGCCCAAGAUGGUGAUGGAGGACGUUCCGGUGUUCCUGGGUCUGGUGGGUGAUCUGUUCCCGGGUGUGGAGGUCCAGAGGCAGAUGGAUUCAGAUUUUGAGGAGCUGGUUCGGCAGAGCGCCCUGGAGCUCAAACUCCAACCAGAGGACCCCUUUAUCCUUAAGGUUGUUCAACUAGAAGAGCUGCUCAGUGUUCGUCACUCUGUGUUUGUGGUGGGAGGAGCCGGCACAGGAAAGAGUCAGAUCCUGAGAACUCUCUACAGAACCUACGCCAACAGAAAACAAAAGCCUGUAUGGAAUGAUCUCAACCCCAAAGCCGUGAGCACAGAUCAGCUUUUCGGCUUUAUCCAUCCAGCAACUCGGGAGUGGAAGGAUGGUUUGUUGUCUUACUUCAUGCGUGAGCAGGCCAGUAACCCUCACCCUGGUCCUAAGUGGGUUGUCCUGGAUGGAGAUAUCGACCCUAUGUGGAUUGAGUCUCUGAACACAGUCAUGGACGACAACAAGGUUCUGACUUUAGCCAGUAAUGAGAGGAUUCCCCUCACCGCGUCCAUGAGGCUGCUGUUCGAGAUCAGUCACCUGAGGAACUCCACGCCAGCCACCGUCUCCCGAGCUGGAAUCCUGUACAUCAACCCGCAGGACCUCAGCUGGAACAUGUAUGUAAAUAGCUGGAUUGACAGAAGGCAGAGGCAGACCGAGCGAGCUCACCUCACCAUCCUGUUUGACAAAUACGUCUCCCGCUGCAUUGAGCAAAUCAGGAACUCCUUUAAAACCAUUACCCUCGUCCCAGAGAACAGCAUGGUGCAGACGCUCUGCUCGUUGCUGGACGGUCUGCUGACCCCUGAGAAUGUCCCGGUGGACUCUCCGCGGGACGUCUAUGAGAUGUACUUUGUGUUCGCUUGUAUCUGGGCUUUCGGUGGAGCUACACACCAGGACCAGCUUCGUGAUUACAGGGCUGAGUUCAGUCAGUGGUGGGUUAAAGAGAUGAAGAGCGUGAAGCUGCCAGCCCACGCCACCGUGUUCGACUUCUACCUGGACCCCCAGACCCGGCGCUUCGUACCGUGGGCCGAGCGAGUGCCCGGCUUUCAGCUGGAGGCAGACGCUCUGUUACAGGGGGUGUUGGUGCCCACAGUGGAGACGGUGCGGCUGCAGUAUUUUCUGCGGCUGCUGCUGGACAGAGGGCAGCCGGUGAUGCUGGUCGGGGGAACAGGGACCGGAAAGAGCUCCCUGAUCAGAAACCUGCUGGAUACACUGCCUGACGACUUCCUCUCCAUCAGCGCUCCACUGCACUACUACACCUCCUCCUCCAGCCUGCAGAGGCUGUUGGAGAGGCCGCUGGAGAAGCGAGCAGGGCGGAGCUACACUCCCCCAGGCAGCAGGAGACUCGUCUACUUCAUCGAUGAUAUGAACAUGACCGCGGCCGACUGCUAUGGCACGGUUCAGCCACACGCACUGAUACGCCAACACCUGGACUAUACACACUGGUAUGACACACAGACGCUACGUAUGAAAUUAAUCAUCAACACUCAGUAUAUAGCCUGUAUGAAUCCACAAGCAGGACAUUACACCAUCAACCCCAGACUGCAGAGGCAUUUCUCAGUGUUGACGAUGAACAGUCCCAGCCGUGAGACCCUCAGCUCAAUCUUCAGCCCCAUCCUGAUUCAGCACCUUCAGAACCAGAGCUUCAGCCCAUCUGUGGCCAGCAUCGGCCCCGCCCUGGUUCAGGCAGCCAUCGCCCUCCACAACACGGCGAGCUGCCACUUCCUGCCCACCGCCAAGAACUUCCUCCACGUCUUCAGCCUGUGGGACCUGUCCCGCCUCUUCCAGGGCCUGCUGUUCUCCAGGCCGGAGUGUGUGAAGCGGGGGUGUGAGCUGCUGCAGCUCUGGGUGCACGAGUCCAGGAGAGUGUAUUCAGACCGGUUCACUGACCCGGCCGACCAGAACCUCUUCUAUAAACUGCAGACAGACGCAGCUCGACAGGCCUGUGAGGGACUGGAGCAGGAGCCUGGGCUUCAGGAGCCGGUGGUGUAUCUGCACUAUGGUGGGGGGGCUGCAGAGCCGAUGUACGCUCCGGUACUGGGGUGGGAGGAGCUGAGCAGCAUCCUGAAUGAAGCUCUGCACAGUUACAACCAGCUUUACUCCAGCAUGAACCUGGUGCUGUUCCAGCAGGCCAUGCUACAUGUGUGUCGCAUCAGCCGUAUCUUGGCCUGCCCUGGAGGCCACGCCCUGCUGGUGGGGGUGGGCGGCAGCGGAAAGCAGAGCCUAACCCGAUUGGCCGCUCACUUCUCCAACAUGGACGUCUUCCAGCCCACAGUGCACAGGGGCUACGGCCUGCAGGAGCUGAAGGUGGAUCUGGCGGGGCUGUGUGUAAAGACUGGUGUGAAAAACCUCCCCACUGUGCUGCUGCUGACUGAUGCUCAAAUCCCUGAUGACCGUUUCCUCAACAUCCUCAGUGCCCUGAUCUCAGGUGAGGUGCCGGAGGUGCUGAGUGAGGAGGAGGUGGAUGGAGUGGUGAGGGGGGUGAAGACGGAGGUGCGUGCCCUGGGCCUGUUGGACACCACAGAGAACUGCUGGAGGUUCUUUAAAGAACGCGUUCAUCAGCAGCUCAAGGUGGUUCUGGGUGUGUCUCCUGUAGGUAACAGUCUGCGUGUUCGUGUACAGCGGUUCCCAGCUCUGCUCAGCUGCACUACAGUCGACUGGUUCCACGAGUGGCCACAGAAGGCGCUACACUCAGUUAGCCUGCAUUUCCUGCGGGAGCUCCCUGCUAUUGAGCCCACCGUUCAGGAACCCAUCAGUCUUUUCAUGGCCCAUGCUCAUGCCAGCGCCCGGCAGGCUGGAGAACGGUACCGGCAGAGUGAGCGCCGGCACUACUACAGCACCCCCCGGAGCUUCCUGGAGCUGCUCCGACUUUACGGGGUUCUGCUGGGAGAGAGGAACCAGCUUCUUCAGGAGAAGCUGCACAGACUGCACUCGGGCCUGCAGAAGCUGAAGACCACCGCUGUGCAGGUUGAGGAGCUAAAGGCUAAGCUGAACUCUCAGGAGGUGGAUCUGAAUGUGAAGAAUGUCGCAGCCGAAGCUCUGAUCAGUAAAAUUGGUCAGCAGACGGAGAGAGUGAGCCAGAAGAGGAGGGACGCUGAUCUGGAGGAGCAGAAGGUGGCAGCGAUCCAGGCGGAGGUGACUUUGAGGCAGCGGGACUGUGAGAAUGACCUGGCUAAAGCAGAACCGGCUCUAGAGGCAGCAACUACAGCUUUAAACACACUCAACAAGGUAAAUCUGACCGAGCUGAAGACGUUCCCUAACCCUCCGAAGGCGGUAAUGAACGUGCUGGCGGCUGUGAUGGUCCUCCUGGCCCCUCGUGGACGUAUUCCUAAGGAGCGUGGCUGGAAGGCUGCCAGAGCCUUUAUGGGCAAGGUUGAUGACUUCCUGCAGGCGCUGGUGAGCUACGAUAAGGAGUGUAUCCCGGAUCAGUGUCUGACGGUGGUGAAACAGGAAUACCUCAGCAGCCCCGACUUCCUCCCCGAACACGUCCUCACCAAAUCCUACGCCGCCGCCGGACUCUGCGCCUGGACCAUCAACAUAGUGCGCUACUACGAGGUGUACUGUGAAGUGGCUCCGAAGCGACAGGCUCUUUCUCAGGCGAACACUGAGCUGGACAGUGCUACGGCUAAACUGUUCAGCAUUAGGAAGAAGCUGGAUGAUCUGGACGGCCACCUGCAGAACCUCACGGCUCAGUUUGAGCGAGCGGCCGGAGAGAAGCUGCGCUGCCAGGAGGAAGUGACCCACACCAGCACCACCAUCCAGAUGGCCAAUCGGCUGGUGGGAGGCCUGCAGUCUGAGAAGGUGCGCUGGUCGGAGGCGGUUUUGGAGCUGGAGGCUCAGCAGGGGGCGCUGUGUGGAGAUGUUCUGCUGGCUGCAGCGUUCGUCUCGUACGCCGGGUAUUUCUCUCAGCCGUACCGAGAGCAGCUCCUGGAGAACAGCUGGAGACCGUUUCUCAGACAGCUCAGCCCCCCCGUCCCGCUGACAGAAGGCCUGGACCCCGUCCUGCUGUUGGCUGACCAGGCCAGCGUGGCAGCCUGGCACAACCAGGGCCUGCCAGCAGAUAGACUGUCAGUAGAGAACGCCACCAUCCUGACCCGCAGCCAGCGCUGCCCCCUGCUGGUAGACCCCCAGCAACAGGCCGGCAAGUGGCUCCGUAAUCUGUACGGCCCCGGACUCAGACUGGUGCAGCACGGACAGAAAGGGUAUGUGGAGUUGGUUGAGGAGGCGCUGGCCUGUGGUGAAGCUGUGCUGAUUGAGAAUCUAGAGGAGAAACUGGAUCCAGUCCUGGAGCCUCUGCUGAACAGAACCACCAGAAACAGUGGAAGGUCCGUCGGGCUGGGAGCACAGCAGCAUCAGAACCCCAGCAGCGUCCGGCUCAUCCUGCACACUAAACUGGCCAACCCUCACUUCCCCCCAGAGCUGCAGGCCCAGACCACCCUCAUCAACUUCACAGUGACCCACACUGGGCUGGAGGAGCAGCUCCUGGGUCAGGUGGUCUCCCGCGAGAGGCCGGACCUGGAGAACCUGAAGUUGGAGCUGAGCAUCCAGCAGAACUUGUGUCGGAUUGAGCUGAAGGAGCUGGAGGAUGAGCUGCUGACCCGACUGUCCGCUGCUGAGGGAAGCUUCCUGAAAGAUGCUGUUCUAGUGGAGCAGUUGGAGCACACCAAGACCACCGCCUUGCACAUCCACAGCAAGGUUGUGGAGGCGAGAGAGAAUGAGCUGAAGAUAAAUGCAGCUCGUGAGCUCUAUCGUCCUGUAGCUCAGAGAGCCGCUCUGCUCUACUUCAUCAUUAAAGAACUUCACAGUAUAAACCCUCUGUACCAGCACUCCCUGCAGUCGUUCAGUGCUGUGUUUCUGAGGGCGAUCGAGGACGCUGAGGCGGAUGAGGACGUGUCGGCCCGAGUGUGCUCCCUCACCCAAUCGCUCACCUAUUCUGUCCUCCAGCACAUCAACCGAGGCCUGUUUCAGAGGGACCGGCUCACCUUCCUGACACACACCACCUUCCAGGUUCUUCUGAUGGAAGGACAUAUUGAAGUAGAGGAGCUUAAUCUGCUGCUGCAUCUCCCUGCAGAAUCCAGCAGUGGAAGUCCUGUGAGUUUCCUGUCUGCCCAGGCCUGGGGAACCAUCAGGGCCCUGUCAGUUCUGGAGGCAUUCUGGGGACUGGACCGGGAUGUGGAGGGUUCUGCUAAGCGCUGGAGGAAGCUAGUGGAGUCAGAGUGUCCGGAGAGAGAGCGCCUCCCUCUGGACUGGAAGAAGAAGAGCUCAAUGCAGAAGCUGAUCAUCCUCAGAGCCAUGCGUCCUGACAGGAUGAGCUACGCUCUCAGGAAUUUUGUGGAGGAGAGUCUGGGCUGUGAGUAUCUGGACGCUGGAAAGGUGGAGUUUGAGAAGGUCUUUGAGGAGAGCAGCUCUUUAUCCCCCAUCUUCUUCAUCCUGUCUCCAGGAGUCAACCCCCUGACUGAGGUGGAAACACUCGGGCUGAAGCUGGGCUUCUCCACAGAGCAAGGGAACCUCCACAGCGUGUCUCUUGGUCAGGGUCAGGAGGGCAUGGCUGAGAAGGCUCUGGAGGCAGCAGCUCUAAAAGGCCACUGGGUGAUUUUACAGAAUGUGCAUCUAGUGAAGCACUGGCUGGUUCGUCUGAGUGAUCUGCUGGAGCUCUCGGGGCGUAACGCUGACCCACAGUACCGAGUGUUUCUGACCGGCCAGCCUGCCCCCAGCCCUGACCAGCACAUCAUCCCCAGAGCCAUCCUAGAGAACUCUCUCAAACUCACCAACGAGCCGCCCACCGGCAUGAGCGCCAGCCUGCACGCCGCCCUGAGUAACUUCAACCAGGACACUCUGGAGAUGUGUUCUCAUGAGCAGGAGUUUAAGCUGCUGCUGUUCUCGCUCUGCUAUUUCCACGCCUGUGUAAGCGAGAGGAGGAAGUUUGGGCCACAGGGAUGGAACUGCUGCUAUCCGUUUAACACCGGAGACCUUAGCAUCUCCACCAGCGUGCUCUACAACUGCCUGGAGGCUAACUCUAAAGUGCCGUGGGAGGACCUGUGUUACCUAGUUGGUGAGAUCAUGUAUGGAGGACACAUCACUGAUGAGUGGGACAGAAGACUGUGCAGAACACAGCUACAGGAACUCUUCAACCCCAAACUGUUUGAAGGUGAGCUGUUCCUGUGCCCCGGGUUCCCCGCGCCUCCAGACCUGGACUAUGCCGGGUAUCACCGCUAUGUGGAUGAAACGCUGCCGGCAGAGAACCCCAGCCUCUACAGCCUUCACCCCAAUGCAGAGAUUGAGUUCAUGACCGUCACAUCCGACUCCCUCUUCAGGACGCUGCUGGAACUGCAGCCCAGAGACUCUGCCCUCAGAGAGGAGUCGGAGCAGAGUGUGGAGGAGAUGGUGAGGGAUGAGCUGGAGCAGCUGCUGGAGAAGCUUCCGGAGGAGUACGACCUGGCGGAGCUCCUGGCUAAGACCGACAGACGCAGCCCCUACAUCCUGGUGUGUGUGCAGGAGUGUGAGCGCAUGAACCUGCUGAUCUCUGAAAUGUACACCUCACUCAUGGAGCUGGACCUCGCCUUAAAGGGUGAGCUGAGCAUCUCUCCGCAUAUGGAGGCUCUGCAGACGGCCUUGUUUUACGGUCGAGUUCCAGAAAUCUGGAGCAGGCUGACCUUCCCCUCCACCAAAUCACUAGCACCAUGGUUCAGUGAUGUUCUUGUUCAGUGUCGAGAGCUGGACACCUGGACUCAGGACUUUGUGCUUCCAGCUGUGGUUUGGCUCUCAGGCUUUUUCAACCCUCAGUCUUUCUUAACUGCCAUCAUGCAGAGCAUCGCUCGUAAGAACAAUUGGCCGCUGGACAGGAUGGCUCUGUGUGUAGACGUGACGAGAAAGACGAAGGACGAUUAUGGUCACCCCCCGAGAGAAGGGGCCUACGUUCAUGGGCUGUAUAUAGACGGUGCUCGCUGGGACUGUUCUGCUGGUGUGCUGUCGGAGGCAGUAUUAAAGGACCUAACUCCAGCCAUGCCUGUGCUGUACAUCCGAGCAGUACCUGCUGACCAGCUGGAGCUGAAGAACACGUACGAGUGCCCCGUUUACCAGACCAAGCUACGCGGGCCCACAUUAAUCUGGAACUUUCAUCUCAAAACGCGCCACCCUCCCGCCAAGUGGGUCCUGGCUGGAGUGGCGCUGCUGCUGUCUGUGUAACUCCUUCCCCUCAUCUGUGCUGUUUCUUCAGUUCUACACUGUAGUUCAGUUCUACAAUGUAGCUGACACACAAUGGCAGCCUGUGUACCCCAGUUAGCAUGGUGCUAACUGCAUGCCUGAAUUAUCACACAUAGUCAUUAGCCUCUAAUAGACUUGUGGUCUGUGUUUGUGAAGCUGUGUGACCCUCAGUUGUCUAGAACAUGAACUGAAUGAAGUCCAGACAUGCUUCAGGCUUUUUCAGGCUUUAUAUCUCUAGUAUAAAACUACAGAAACAAACACGUCUUGACUGGUCAACAACAGCAGUAAGGCAGAGAGGUGUGUAAAUAACUGGCUAAAUUCUAAAUUUAUUGCCUCUCAAAUAGACUUUAAGUCCAUCUUUCUCAUAUUAUAACUUCACACAGUAUAAAACAAAAAAAAAACGAUGAGCUGGAUGCUCUGAAUUAGCGUAUUUUCGCACUAUAAGGUGCACCGGAUUAUAAGGCGCAUUAUACAACACAAGUAAGGAACAGAGUUGUCGCCAUCUUUUCCUUCAAAUUCAGCAGUCGCUAAGCUAAGUAAAUAAAACUGUAAUUCCUAAAAAAAAAACAUUUUCUUUUAAAGUCAAACAAGCUCUGGAUUUCUCCUGAAAAAUGUUUGUAUGAGUAAAGUGCUUCUGUUUAUUUACAGUAAGCUUAGAUUUCCAGAUGCCGCCCGACAGUGCUACACUGAGGAACCCUGAGUGUUCCGGUAAGCCAGGGGAAUAUCAGCUAGUGGUUCAUCGCACGUAGCACUGUGGUUAGCAGCUAAUGCUAAUACUGCUUCAGUGUUAGUGUUGGAGAACUAAACUGAAACUGCUUCAGCAGAGUACCUUUACUGCUCCUUACAACCUGACUGGUAAAUUCAUACAUAAAGCCAUAGACUGUAUAUAGCAGGACAGAGCAUCGUCUCUUAAAAGUGAAGCCACCACAGGUCGGGCGCCCCCUGCUGUUCCGCUGCAGAAAGCUGUGUAACUCCACCCAUCCCCAUAGGUUUCAAUGGCAAAACAGACAACUUUCAAUCACGUUUUUUUCUAAUAUACUGUAAUUCUACCUCCAUUAUUUAAAUGCAGCAGCUAGUGUAACCUCUGCUUAUAUUGUCAAAUUUUUAUAUCCCCACAGAAUUCGGUUUUUAAAACUUUAUUCGGCUCUAUUCAAAAAAGGUGUGGUUAUGGUAAAAGGGUUGGUUAUGGGCGGGACCAAUAAAACAGACCGUCAGCUCCGCUCCGCCCCGCUCUGCAGUCUGUGACCGCGAGGCAGCCCUCAGGGGCGGGGUUAUUUAAAUGAGUAGGCGGUCUCUCCGCAGCCUUUCUCCCUCCUCUGGUCUCUACUGCGCAGACUCUGGUCUCUGAAUCGCAAAAAUGGC
Messenger RNA from Astyanax mexicanus (Mexican tetra), 14866 nucleotides. Its product is annotated as dynein axonemal heavy chain 11. Lineage: Eukaryota; Metazoa; Chordata; Actinopteri; Characiformes; Acestrorhamphidae. The record is from RefSeq and is a predicted model, not a curated record. Gene Ontology annotation, cellular component: dynein complex. The transcript is spliced from 82 exons. The coding region runs from base 98 to 13486 and encodes 4462 amino acids. Gene Ontology annotation, biological process: microtubule-based movement. Gene Ontology annotation, molecular function: dynein intermediate chain binding; dynein light intermediate chain binding; ATP binding.